AUGUUGAUUCGUCUCCUAAUUUCACUCGGUCUUGCCUUAGGGUUAACAAACGCGGCCAGUAAUGUAACGGUCCAAGUACUUGGAGCAAUCUCUGCCUGCCGGGACGCGGCAGCCGGCAUGGACGGAGUUUACCUACUGCAUCCAAUCCUGUCUUCGACCGCCCCCUUUCCGGCGUACUGCGAGAACAGCGUCCAAGGUGGCGGUUGGACCGUAAUUCAUCGUCGAUUCGACGAUAGUUUGUCCUUUAACCGAACCUGGGCCGAUUUCAAAAACGGUUUUGGCGAUUUGCAGGGUCAGCUUUGGUUGGGGCUGGAAAAGCUGCAUCAAAUCACGAGGUUUUUCGACCAUGAAUUGCUGGUGCUUACGACGUAUAAGGAUGGAUCUUCGCGGUCGGCACGGUUCAACGGGUUUGCCGUUGAAAGUGAACUGAACCUGUAUCAGCUUCGGAUUGGAGAUCUUGUUGCGGGAAACUUUUACAGUGAUUUUGCUAAGCACAAUGGAUGGACCUUUUCUGCGUUUGAUAAAGGCAAAGUGGGUAAAGGUUGUGCAGAAUUGCUCGGUGCAGGAUGGUGGUAUGGACACUUCUGCUACUAUCAGAAUUGGAACUUGGGGUUUGCAGCACCCUAUGCCAUGAAAGAAAAGGAAGCUCGAAUGCUAAUCAGACGGCUAUAA
Messenger RNA from Sabethes cyaneus, 672 nucleotides. Its product is annotated as fibrinogen-like protein 1. The transcript is spliced from 3 exons. The record is from RefSeq and is a predicted model, not a curated record. NCBI's taxonomy places the organism in Eukaryota, Metazoa, Arthropoda, Insecta, Diptera, Culicidae. Bases 1 to 672 code for a protein of 223 amino acids.